This is a messenger RNA of Pyrus x bretschneideri (Chinese white pear), 1805 nucleotides long. Its product is annotated as protein TRIGALACTOSYLDIACYLGLYCEROL 3, chloroplastic. The record is from RefSeq and is a predicted model, not a curated record. Bases 294 to 1352 code for a protein of 352 amino acids. Lineage: Eukaryota; Viridiplantae; Streptophyta; Magnoliopsida; Rosales; Rosaceae. The transcript has 10 exons. Gene Ontology annotation, molecular function: ATP binding; ATP hydrolysis activity.
CCACCCGCGCAGCCGCCACAACAGCUCCUCCACAAUCUCGGCAAUUACUCCCAGCAAUUGCAUUCAAUUGGUUUCUCUUCUGGGCGUUUUGGCCCAAAAACUGAUCUGGGUCACCUUCAAAUUCAUCAAAUUUCCACUAUUUGUAACCGAGUUGCUUCCAGAACUGGUCUUCGUCCUAUAAUCUGAUCUGGGUCGUUUCCAAAAUCGCAAAUUUCCAACACCAACGGCCUCAAUUGCUUCAAAUUUUGAUUUUUUGGCGCCGAUAAUUUAGUCUCGUUCUGCUACCCUGAAGCAUGGUUUCUCUGUCGAAUUCAGUGUUGUUUCCUCUGGCGACAUCCAGCGGCUUCACAUCCAAUGGUUUUUCUCGGCCCUUUCGAUUUGCAAGGACGAUCAAUUGGUAUAGUAGUGACAAGCAAAAGGAAGAGCCCAGAAACGUUUUGUGUGCUUGUAUGGCGCCUUCCCCGAACCUGCGGAGCGAAGAAUCCUUUGCUACAAAAUUUGAGGAUUCAUUUAAAUCAGAGGAUUUAAGUAGAGUUCGGGAGCCUGAGGGUGAUUCUGAUGUUCUGAUCGAGUGUAGAGACGUUUACAAAUCGUUUGGCGAGAAGCAUAUAUUGAGAGGUGUGAGCUUCAAGAUUAGGCAUGGCGAAGCUGUUGGAAUAAUUGGGCCUUCUGGCACCGGAAAAUCGACAGUUCUGAAGAUAAUGGCAGGGCUUCUUGCUCCUGACAAGGGAGAGGUGUACAUUCGAGGUCGAAAGAGAGUUGGUUUGAUCAGCGAUGAUGAGAUAUCUGGUCUUCGGAUUGGAUUGGUAUUUCAGAGCGCUGCACUUUUUGAUUCAUUGACUGUUUGUGAAAAUGUCGGUUUUCUUCUGUACGAAAAUUCGAGCAUGCCCGAGGAUCAAAUUGCAAAGCUUGUGACUGAAAGCUUGGCUGCAGUCGGGUUAAAGGGAGUUGAAGAUCGGUUACCUUCGGAGCUGUCUGGUGGAAUGAAGAAACGAGUUGCUCUGGCUCGAUCCAUAAUUUAUGAUACCACAAAGGAAGCGAUAGAGCCAGAGGUGCUUUUAUAUGAUGAGCCAACAGCUGGACUUGAUCCUAUUGCAUCUACUGUGGUAGAAGACCUCAUCCGCUCUGUUCAUACAAAAGGUCAGGAUGCAGUCGAGAAACCUGGGCAGAUCGCAUCUUAUGUUGUUGUUACUCACCAACAUAGUACCAUCAGACGAGCUGUUGACAGGUUGUUGUUUCUCUACGAGGGCGAGAUAGUCUGGCAAGGAAUGACUCAUGAAUUCACCACCUCAACAAAUCCAAUCGUUCAACAGUUUGCAUCCGGGAACUUGGACGGCCCGAUUAAAUAUUAGAACUCGUCCUUGGUAUGCAUAUUAGACAAGACAUAGUCCUUGAGGAGAAUGCUGGGAAAUGGGUCAGACGGUGGUUCUGCCUCCUUUCUCGUACUUCAUUGCAGUCAAUUAGAGCUCAUGCCAACAAUUCUCAGUGGCUAACAAAAAUCAUAUGCCCAUGAAUCUCUAGGCGUGCUUCUAAGUUAAGAAAGCCAUAUUCAGAAUUAGACAUGGCAAAAAGAUGUCAAGGUUGGCCGGGAUAUUUGCUCGUUCUUAUUUAUAACUAAUAACUUUCUUUGGGCAUUCCUCAUACGAGUUGAGGGGAUGAUAGGAGAGGUUCACAGCUGAUUUCAUCGUUGUAAUUCUGAUGAAAGAUUAAUACCGCGCACCUUUUUCGUAUCUUCUUAUCUUCUGAAUGAAAUCUUCAACUCUAAGGGAGCAAUAUGCCCGAAUAGAAACAUAUAUUUGAACAAA